AUGACACAAACAUCCAUAAAAACAAGGGCGACUUAUAGCUGGGGAGGUAACACAAAGAAGAAAGAGCUCGGAUUUAUGGAAGGAGAUGUCAUUGAAGUUCUUCAAGUAAUAAACAAGGAUAUAUAUUAUGGAGAAUCCCACAGGACUAAAAUGAAAGGUUUUUUUCCAUCCAAAUAUGUAGAGUGUGACUUAUCUCCUGACCGAUCUAGAUCAUCAACCCCUACAUAUGAGGGGUCAAUUUCUCCGUCUAGUUCUAAAAACACAAGUUCUAAUUCUCUGUUUACACUGAAGAAGAAUGAUAAAUCUUUCUCCUCAACGUUAACAUCUGAGCUUCCUGCUCUUAGAAACAAAGAACAGGCGCUAGCUAUUCCUGAAGCAAGACAAUCAAAGAAAUUUUCGUCUUCUUACGUUCAGCAGUUAUUAGAUGCUUCCACGAUAAGCACAGAUACUAACUCCUCAUCAGUGUUUGGUCAUUCUGAUUUCAGCGCUACAUCUGCUGGGUCAUAUAUGGGACAUAGCAGAAGAGAUGAAUACGAUCAUAAGCUCCAAAGUAUGAUGAACUCAAACAGUAACUAUAAUGACCAGACCAGGAAAGCUCUAAAUGAGAUAAUCGAAAAACAUGAGAAGAAGAAACAGCCCAAGCUGUUGGGAAAGUUUUUCGGCAAUAAAGGCGAUGAUGGCCCGAGUUUUGAUGAUAAGCUAUAUUUAUCAACAGUUGAAAAAAUGAGUCAAAUAUCUUUCAAGGAAGACUUUAUACCGCUGCAAACAUCUGAAAAAUUGAACCCUACUCAUAACACCCAACUAGAAAGAACUAGAACAUUAAGUGGCCACUCUAGAGGCCAAAGGUACAAAAGAAUUUUAAAAGAACAGCCAGAACUGAUUUUAAAGCCACAAAAGAGCAUAACUAAUGUGAACUACGAAGCUAGAGAUCCCACUUUUGUGCGCAACUACAAUAUCGAUUCUAUUGAUUUUAGUCGAGUGGAUAAAUUUGUACAUCACGUAGAGUAUGAUCCAUAUGAAACCAUUCAAAAAUUUACAAAGAGUGUUAUUUUGAAACAUUUUGAAAGCGAAGUCGAAAUAUCACGGGCAAUUUAUGUAUAUCUUAUUAACAACUUCAAAUUAGUUAACAAAAAGAAUGAAAAAGUAAGUACCAAAAAGAUGUUUGAAUCUGAAAAAAUAUCAGAGAUUAUGCAUUCUACAAUAUGCACACCACAUCAGCUUACCUGGAUGUAUUAUAUUAUGGCAGAAACAGCUGGCCUUGAUGUGGAAAUGAUUCUUGGCUAUCUAAAAUUUCCAUUUGUUUUGAAUGAGACUGUGACAGAUUCAAAAAAAAGGCUGAUCAUCAACCAUUCGUGGAUUAGCAUUCAGAUUGAAGGUGAGUAUAGAUUCGUUGAUGUUGCACUUGGCAAUCCAACAAACGAGUUUGCAACAAAGUAUCCAGAUAUUUGGGACCCGAUUUCAACAAGUAAUUUUUAUCACCUCACGAGACCCUUCCAUUUGGUUUACACUCAUAGCCCUCGUUAUAUUGAACAGCAAUAUAUUGUCCCCCCAAUUGAUUUAGUUUCCCAAUUAUCUUUACCACCACUCUAUCCUCAUGCAAUAAUAGCUGGAGUAAAGCUCCACAAAUUUAGUUAUGGUUUACUCCAUUUGAGAGAUCAUGAAUUAUAUGAGUUUGAGCUUGAAAUACCAGAAGAAUAUUUAGUCAAAGGUGAAUUCAAGCCUUAUGAUCAAUCUUUUGAGUGUUGUGAUUCCUUAGUUCAGAUAUAUCACUACAAUGGUAGAAGAAUUGCACGAUUUCAAGGCAUUAUGUCAAAAAAUUGUCCUGCUGGAUUUAUAAGCGUCACAGGUAAACAUGAAUUUACCAAAGAAUGGAAUAUUCUUAUGAGUGUGCCGUGCUUCCAUGUUGGUAAAUGGGCUGCAUUGAAUUGGGUUAAAACAGUACCAGGGUUAAAUGGUGUUGAUGUUUACAUCAAAGAACCAAAAAUCAAAGAUUUGGAAUUGAAGGAGCAAACAUUUAAUAUUGUAGUAAACAGCAAAACUGAAUAUUUCAAUCAAGUGAAAAGAUUUUUUGCGGGCUCAUUCAAAGUUGGUCUGUUUCCACCAAAUAAACAGAUCAUUGAAUUAGAUAUAACAGAUAAUAAUUCUUAUAUUGGAAAUGUCAAUGUAAAUGUACCGGGUAAUUGGAGACUAGGGAUUCUUGAUGUUAAUAUGAAAAGAUGGAAAGUCAUUGCUGAGUGGGAAGCCAGACCAAACUAG
Messenger RNA from Pichia kudriavzevii, 2256 nucleotides. RefSeq lists its product as uncharacterized. Gene Ontology annotation, molecular function: protein binding. The record is from RefSeq and is a predicted model, not a curated record. Lineage: Eukaryota; Fungi; Ascomycota; Pichiomycetes; Pichiales; Pichiaceae. The transcript has a single exon. The coding region runs from base 1 to 2256 and encodes 751 amino acids.